Molecule: messenger RNA, 2036 nt
Organism: Strigops habroptila (Kakapo)
Lineage: Eukaryota; Metazoa; Chordata; Aves; Psittaciformes; Psittacidae
Product: actin, alpha skeletal muscle B-like
Exons: 8
Coding region: 528-1661 (377 amino acids)
Source: RefSeq, a predicted model, not a curated record
UGAAACAUGCCACUGUGCUCUUUGAAGUAAUAAAUGUUUGGUGAUUCUAAUUUACCAUCUAACUAUGAACAUUAGAACUGGUAGGUCCAUAUCAUCAAUUGAUUUUUAACAAAUGACAUUUCUAGAAGAUAAUUCAACCUUGGAAGAGAUAGGGUUAUGUUUGCUUAAGUCCAAGUAGAACUCAAUGUGUAUCCUCUAGCUGAACUUAUCCCAUGGUCACGAGGCCAAUUAGCAGAAUAUCAUAGGACCCCUCGAGGCUAAAGAAGAGAUUUCCCUUUUGGAAGCAAAAGCUGAAUGUCCUGAUUAAUUUGCCUAUUGAAGGUGAAAUGUAUGUGGACACUUAACAUGGUUUGCAAGAUUAGGGCUUUAGUGUAGCCUUUGCUGUUUAGGUUUAUUCUUUUCCCAAACUAUUCUUUUUACAGCAGUUUGCUCUCUAAAUGAUAGAGGUGAUUCUGUCCUAUUCCCUUCCAUUUGCUUCCUCCCCAUCCCUCCAGAUCACUGUCUUGCAGCCAAAAUUGUGAGGCACUAUGUGCGAUGACGAUGAAACCACUGCCCUUGUAUGUGACAAUGGUUCUGGGCUUUGCAAAGCUGGGUUUGCAGGUGAUGAUGCCCCCAGAGCUGUAUUUCCAUCCAUCGUUGGACGACCUCGGCAUCAGGGUGUUAUGGUUGGAAUGGGUCAAAAAGACAGCUAUGUAGGGGACGAAGCACAAAGUAAGAGAGGGAUCCUGACACUGAAAUAUCCCAUCGAGCAUGGAAUCAUCACUAACUGGGAUGACAUGGAAAAGAUUUGGCAUCAUUCUUUCUACAACGAACUCCGGGUUGCGCCGGAGGAACACCCCGUCCUGCUGACCGAGGCGCCCUUGAAUCCAAAGGCCAACCGUGAAAAAAUGACUCAGAUCAUGUUUGAGACAUUCAAUGUGCCAGCCAUGUACGUAGCAAUUCAGGCAGUGCUGUCUCUGUAUGCAUCUGGAAGAACAACUGGAAUAGUUUUGGAUUCUGGGGAUGGUGUCACACACAACGUGCCCAUCUAUGAGGGCUAUGCCUUGCCCCAUGCCAUCAUGAGACUUGAUCUGGCAGGCAGAGACCUCACUGACUAUCUCAUGAAGAUUCUUACCGAAAGAGGCUACUCCUUUGUCACUACUGCGGAACGGGAGAUUGUGAGAGACGUCAAGGAGAAGCUUUGUUAUGUGGCACUGGAUUUUGAAAAUGAAAUGGCAACUGCUGCUUCCUCCUCCUCUCUUGAAAAGAGCUACGAGCUUCCUGAUGGCCAAGUCAUCACCAUUGGGAAUGAACGGUUCCGGUGCCCGGAAACUCUCUUCCAGCCAUCCUUCAUAGGGAUGGAAUCUGCAGGUAUCCAUGAAACCACUUACAACAGUAUUAUGAAGUGUGAUAUCGACAUCCGUAAGGAUCUCUAUGCUAAUAACGUCCUCUCUGGAGGAACCACAAUGUAUCCUGGGAUUGGUGAUCGUAUGCAGAAAGAGGUUACAGCUUUGGCUCCAAGUACUAUGAAGAUUAAGAUUAUUGCACCACCUGAACGGAAAUACUCAGUCUGGAUUGGGGGUUCAAUAUUGGCAUCCCUGUCCACUUUUCAGCAAAUGUGGAUCAGUAGAGAUGAAUAUGAGGAAGCUGGUCCCUCUAUUGUCCACCGCAAGUGCUUUUGAGCCCUUCCAUCACGUACUCAGUGAUAAGUAGCGCUGUUUCUCUACACAUCACCUCUGAGGGUGGUUUGGCUUUCUUCCACAUGGUAAAGAACCACACUGUAUGGGUGUCAUGUGAAUUAGCAAAUUAUUUCUGAUUUUUGAUGCUAAAAUGAGACUAACACUUCAGUGGUGGGUGUUUUCCAAGAUUAAUAACGGUAGUUAUCCUGUACAUUUGUAUAGACCUCCCUUUCCCCCAUGUUUGUCAGUGUUGUACUGCCAUCCAGGAGGUGACACAUGCUGCUGCUGUGUGUUAGUCUCUGCAAUCAGUGGUAAGUCUGAAGAACGUCCUUAAGUGAUUCUUCAAACUCAAACAUAAUGCAAGAUUUAGGUACUGGA